UCCAGAAUCCGCUUCCCUUUGAGAUUACGAUUGAUCGAGCAGUGACCCAGGCUGGGGUAGCUGGCGUUGUCGACGCGUCAUUCAAUCAGUCCUUCACCAGCUUUAUCAUUCCUGCCUUCGGCUCAGCCAACAGCGGCACGUUCCCAGACGUGGCGCUUCCCUUGGGUGCCCUGGCAGCGCUGGCCAUUAUUCCGCUCCAGGAAUUGGAUAUUUUGAACGCGGAUGUGAGCGUCAGAGUUGCCACCAUCGAAGGCAAGCUUGGAAUUCCAAUUCCUCUGGAUGGACUGAAGCAAACUGCUGUGAAUACGACAUAUACCCUCAAUCUCAGCGAAACUUGAUUUUGUUCAAAUUGAGAUGGGCUGACCUGUUGGACUGUGGAGUGUAGCUCUCAUGUGCGAGGUCUCGGGCGCCUCUACGAUUUCACCCGGUUUUGAUUGAAUCAGGAAUGACAUUGGGUAUUUUGGGUUAAGGAGAAA
Heterobasidion irregulare TC 32-1 is the source of this 476-nucleotide messenger RNA. RefSeq lists its product as uncharacterized. The transcript has 3 exons. Lineage: Eukaryota; Fungi; Basidiomycota; Agaricomycetes; Russulales; Bondarzewiaceae. The record is from RefSeq and is a predicted model, not a curated record. The annotation marks the transcript as partial.